Molecule: messenger RNA, 2054 nt
Organism: Bombus pyrosoma
Lineage: Eukaryota; Metazoa; Arthropoda; Insecta; Hymenoptera; Apidae
Product: serine/threonine-protein kinase 16
Exons: 6
Coding region: 146-1102 (318 amino acids)
Biological process (GO): protein phosphorylation
Cellular component (GO): Golgi apparatus; cytoplasm
Molecular function (GO): protein serine/threonine kinase activity; ATP binding
Source: RefSeq, a predicted model, not a curated record
AUUUAUAAACAACUGACGUACAAUAAUCUAACUUAAACUGAUCACUAAUCUCAAUGGUAACGUAUGUAUUGUGUGUCAAGAUGUUUGCAUAUGAAUAAAGAUAAUACAUCAAGUAGAAUCUUUCUUUUAUUAUGAAUAACUAAGAAUGAAUAGCCUUGGUUUAAGCUUGAUUUUAAAAAUGGGCUGUAUAUGCUCAAAGGAAACAAUAACGAUAAAUUCAAGAAAAUACACGGUUCGUGAACAUCUUGGAGAAGGUGGAUUUAGCACUGUACUCUUGGUAGAAGAUACAAUUACUCACAAGAAGUAUGCCAUUAAAAAGAUCAUUUGCCAUGGAUUAGAAGAUCAGAGAUUAGCAGCAAAAGAAAUAGAAUACUAUAAUCUUGUAAAACAUCCAAAUAUUAUAGAAUGUAUUGAUUCUACCUAUAAAGGAACAGCAGAUCCUAUUGCUAAUGCAACAAGUGAAGUACUGAUUGUUUUACCAUAUUAUCAUAGAGGUACCCUUGCAAAUGAAUUGGAAAGACGUGCUAAAAAUAAGGAUUACAUGAGUGCACUAGAUAUUUUAAAUAUUUUUUUACAAAUAUGCGAAGGUGUAAAAGCAUUUCACGAAACAACUCCAGAACCUCUUGCUCACAGAGAUUUAAAGACUGCGAAUAUUGUCCUUGAUGAUGGAAAUACUCCCAUUUUAAUGGAUCUAGGUUCUGUAGCUCCAGCCAGAGUUAAGAUAUGCGGUUCACAAGCAGCACAAACUUUACAGGACUUAGCAGCUGAAAGAUGUUCAAUGCCAUAUAAAGCACCAGAAUUAUUCAAUGUUGAAAGUUAUUGUAUGGUAGAUGAACGAACAGAUAUUUGGUCAUUAGGAUGCAUUCUUUAUGCAUUGUGUUAUUUUAAAUCGCCGUUUGACGCGGUAUAUGAAAGGGGAGAUAGUGUUGCUUUAGCUGUAAUGAGCGCAAAUAUUACAUUUCCAGAAGAUGCUCCAUAUACGGAGGAAAUGCAAAAUUUGAUUUUAUCAAUGUUAAAGGUAAAUCCUAUGGAACGUCCUUAUAUAUACAGUGUUAUAGAAAACGUACAAGAUUAUAUCUCGAAGUUAGAAAACAAAGUAUAAUCAUGUAAAAAGCAAUAAUUUUAAUAUUUAUUCAAACAUUUAUGUACAGGCAAUUUUUUAUACAUACAUAAUGUUUAUUGUCCUACAAAAAGAGAAAUGCAAUAUUAUAAUGCAAUAACACAAAAUGAAAGUUUUAAACAGAACAACUGGAAACAAUUGCAUUACUUCGAUAUAUCACUUCGAUAUAUUUCAUUCCUGAAAAAGAGAAGCAAGACAUUUAUGAAAUAAGAGAAUAACGUUUUCAAGCAAGCGAUUUAUAUACAUUUUAAAUAUGUAAAUAUCAUCAUUUUAAAUUUUAAAUAAUGUUCUAGAUUUAUAACACAUUUAUAUAGUAUUAUUGAAAACACAAAUACGAUAAUAUAUGUUAAUAUAUAUAAAGAAUAUUGAUAGCUAUCUAAUUAGCUACCAACUUUUAUAAGUUGACUUAAACAUGUAUUACUUUAUACACUGCUGCAAAUCAAGCAUUUGUUGUAAAAAUACUAGGGGCCAUACAUUAUUUAAAUUCAGAGAUAGGAUAUUGUUCUCAAAGCAACAAUCACGUAAUACAAAAAUGUAAUUCAUAACUGUAUAUAUUUUUAUAUAUAUAAUGCAAUGAAUUUUUUUUUCAAUUAUGCAUAUUGAAUGAAAAUUUCUUGAAAUUUGAUCAAAAUAAAAGCUAUUAUUGCUAUGUAUUUAGUGCUAUAAAUAAUUAUUAACGUCUUUGCAUUUCUUGUUGGACGUUUUCAAAAUUCACGUAACUAAGCUUAUUGUAUGCAAAACUCGGCAACAUAUUUAAUCUAAGAUUUACGUGCAGAUAGUGGUUGGAAGAAUCGUACGAUAUGACGUAUUACUGCUACGUCACGAAUACGUCAUAAUAACAAGAUAAAGUUUGAAUAUAUUUGUAUAUCAAUAAUAUUUUUCAUUAAUUUGAUGUAACCUUAUCGUAAAAUAAAAUUUGUGUUUUAUUAAUUUA